UACUCCAAAUUCUAGAGCAGAAAUAUCUGCUUCUGCUCCUCCAUGCUUACAUAUACAUCUUGCUCAAACCAAGCAUACAAUCCAACAUUCCCAACUCUUCAUCUCUUGAAGAAAUCUAGAAACUCAAGAGAUGUAAACCAAAUUCAUGCCCGAAUUCUAACUACUGGGCUUAUAAAAAACUCAUCUUUAACAACAAAAAUCGUUCUCAAUUUUUCUUCAUCUUCUCAUAAACCAUUAGUUGAAUUCUCUCGUACCAUCUUCUUCUCUUCUCAACAAAGAAGAAAUCCAUUCCUUUGGAAUUUGAUUAUCAAGUCAUUUUCACAUGGAAACGACCCUGAGAAAGCAAUUCUUGUUUUCGUUUUAAUGCUUAAUCAAGGUGGUUUUGUGUACCCUGAUACUUUUUCUUUUUCGUUAGUUCUUAAAGCUUGUUCUCGUCUUGAAUUGUUGAAAGAAGGGUUACAGAUUCAUUGUUUGAUUGUGAAAAGUGAAUUUGGGGCUCAUGAUGUAUUUGUACAGAAUUCUUUGAUGAAUUUGUAUCUGAAAUGUGGGUGUAUUGAACUUGCUCGAUUGAUGUUUGAUAAAAUGCUUGAAAGAGAUUCAGUUUCUUGGAAUUUGAUUAUUGAUGGGUAUGUUAAGAAUGAUAUGAUGAAGAAUGCAGUUGAAGUGUUUCAUGGAAUGCCGAUAGAAGAUCAAAAUCUGAUAACUUGGAAUUCGAUUAUAAGUGGGUGUUCGAAAUUUGAAGAUGGGUUUGAGUUUGCUUGGGGUUUGUUUAAUAAGAUGCCUGAGCGAGAUUUGGUGUCUUGGAAUUCGAUGAUUAAUGGUUGCCUCAAGUGUGGGAAGCUUGGAAUUGCUAGUCAUUUGUUCAGUUUGAUGCCUGAGAGAGAUUCGAUUAGUUGGGCUAGUAUGUUAGAUGGGUACGCGAAAUCUGGUGACAUUGAUAAAGCUAGAAGUUUGUUCGAUGAAAUUCCGGAUUCUAGAAGAGAUACUGUAACUUGGAAUGCUAUGAUAGAUGGGUACAUUCAUAAUGGGUGUUCUAAAGAAGCCUUACAACUCUUUCAUGAAAUGUGGAAAGGAAGCAGUUCGGUACCUGAUCAAGCAACACUAGCUAUGGCUCUUUCGGCGAUUGCUGAAUUGGGGUACAUUAGUGAAGGAACAUUUAUACAUGAUUACAUUCGGAGAAAUGGAUUGGAUUUGAGUGGUAAACUAGGGGUUGCAGUCAUAGAUAUGUACUCAAAGUGUGGCAGCAUAAGCAAUGCUAUGUGGGUUUUCGAGAAUUUGGAAAGAAAGAAUGUCGAUCACUGGAACUCUAUGAUUAAUGGGCUCGCGAUUCAUGGAUUAGGUCAUUUGGCUUUUAAUCUUUUGAUGGAGAUGGAGAGGGUUUCGAUUAAGCCAGAUGAUAUUACAUUUAUUGGAGUUCUGAAUGCUUGUGCCCAUUCUGGUAUGGUUAAAGAAGGUAUGAUCUGUUUUGAACUAAUGAGAAGAGUCUGUAAUUUGACUCCAAAGCUGCAACAUUAUGGAUGCAUUGUUGAUCUUCUCGGCCGAGCAGCAUUUCUAAAAUGUGCCAGAAACUUUAUCGAGGUAAUGCCCAUUAAGCCAAAUGAUGUUAUAUGGAGAACCUUGCUUAGCUCUUGUAUGAAACAUGAAAACUUCGAAAUGGGUAUAGAGAUAGCUGAAAAUCUGAUCGAACUGGAUUCUAUGAAACCGAGUUCUUAUGUACUUUUGUCAAACAUAUACGCCGGAUUGGGGAUGUGGAGUGAUGUUAAUAGGGUUAGGAAGAUGAUGAAAGAUAGGGAUAUCAAGAAAGUUCCUGGUUGCAGUUGGAUUGAACUUGAGGGAAGUGUUCAUGAAUUUGUAAUUGGAGAUACAUCUCAUCCAGAAUUUGCAGAGAUUUACUCUGUUUUAGACAAGUUGUGCCCAUUCAAUUCAUAAAGUAAUUUCGCCUCUUAUACUCCGGUAGGCAGUCGAAACAGCAGUCUAUUACAGUGUACACCUCUAGUGAACUUGCAUUAUUGAUAAAUCAGAAAAGCUUACAGUACAUGAGUUCUCUUUAAC
Molecule: messenger RNA, 2052 nt
Organism: Papaver somniferum (opium poppy)
Lineage: Eukaryota; Viridiplantae; Streptophyta; Magnoliopsida; Ranunculales; Papaveraceae
Product: pentatricopeptide repeat-containing protein At2g45350, chloroplastic-like
Exons: 1
Coding region: 43-1929 (628 amino acids)
Biological process (GO): RNA modification
Molecular function (GO): protein binding; RNA binding
Source: RefSeq, a predicted model, not a curated record